Messenger RNA from Phycomyces blakesleeanus NRRL 1555(-), 2409 nucleotides. RefSeq lists its product as hypothetical. The transcript is spliced from 10 exons. The record is from RefSeq and is a predicted model, not a curated record. Bases 1 to 2409 code for a protein of 802 amino acids. NCBI's taxonomy places the organism in Eukaryota, Fungi, Mucoromycota, Mucoromycetes, Mucorales, Phycomycetaceae.
AUGAACACAAACACUUCUGCAACUCGUAUUUCUGGAAGCAACAGUGACAUUAAUGCAACUGAUUAUACAGAUAUUGCACAAGAUUUUGUUGCCCUUGCUCCUUCUCUCCAGGAAAGAAACCAAUCGCUGUUUAACAGUGCCAAUCAAGCCUCUUUGGACGAAGUCCAUGGUCAAGAAACGGCACGAGAGGUUUUCACUCUUACUCCCUACCAACAAAAAAGAAACCAAGAUGUGAUUACCAGUACCGACAUGGCUUUUUUGAAUGCAGUCCACGAUCAAGACAUUAGUAGAGCCGAAGAAAAUGAUUUUGAAGCAUUCAUGGCUCCGGGAAGUGUGCACAGUAUUAGUAAUUCAUUAGAUGUCAGAUUCGACAAUAAUUAUACUGAACCCAACGAAGCUGAAUACAAUGAUAGUAAUAAUAGCAAUGACUAUUCGUAUGAAUCUGUUCAUGGAUAUUUGCGUAUUUGCAACCCAGUAAAUAUAAACACUCUUCCAAUCGAGUCUGAUUUUGUUACCAAGAACGUGAACCAAGAGUCUCACGUCCCUUUUUAUGAGCCUAAUACAUAUGCAGAGGCUGCUACCCUAGAGUUAUUCUAUAUGUUUGUUGAGAAUAACAUAUCUCGCAAUGUUUUUGACAAGUGUAUUAAGAUUGUAAAUAAAUACAUGGCAGAACGCGGAUUGCCUGCGACAAAUGCACUCCUGUUGUAUUACAAGAUGGACAAGAUAUUGAAGGAUGAAUACACUGUUUGUACAGCCACUUAUGACAUGUGCAUGGAAAGUUGCAUCCGUUUCCGUGAUGUAGAAGCCAGUAAUCUGAUAGACGAGGAAGAACAGUGUUCUCACUGUGGUAGCCAAUGGUUCAGACGUGAGAGAGAUACUCUGGUCCCUGUGCAGACUUUCAAGGUUGUGCAUCUCUUGCAACAACUGAGAUUCAAGCUGGAGAAUAGUCAAGAACGUGCCAAAAUGGCGUAUGAUGUGUUCAAUGGUGGUGCUGUCCGCAGACUGUGUGAAGGCGGUAUAGUUGGCCAGGAUGACAUCUUAGUUACUAUGUUUGUUGACCAGUUCAACCCCUUUGAUAAUACCAAGAUGUUGGCAACUAUAAUUCAUGUUGUCAAUCUAAAUAUCGAUCCAAAAGAAAGGGAUAUAGAGUCAUUCCUUGAGCCGAUCAUUGAGGAUUUUCGUAUGCUGGCCACUUUGGGUAUCCAGAUUCAGACUGUUGCCAGACAAAUUAAUGUAAAGGUUCAUCUUGUCAUGGCAACUGCUUGCCUUUCCAAAGGUGUUUCCAAACAUCACACGAUGUGUUUUUUUGGUGAUGAAUUGCCUGUUUGUAUGAGAACUGUAGAAAAUCUCCGUCAAUUUGAGGGAAAUAGUUACGGUGUCAAUGGUCCAAAUGUUUUCAGGGAUCUUUCUACACUGACUAGUUCUGCUUUCUUUGGACUCAAUGAGAUGUAUUUACUUGGACAUAGUAUAGGCAAACAACUACACAAAGCAUUGGGUGGAAAGUUUCAGAUCAGUCCCGAGAUUGCAGACAAUGGAGACCAGCAGCAACCACAGCAACAGCAACAACAGCAACAGCAAAGCGUAUACACAUUUGCCCUAAAUUUCAGGCCUAACCAGAUCGACAGAUCCAUUACCAAGUUCAGGGCAGACAUCUCCGCAAUAUUUACUGGUAGUUGGCAAUCACUGGAGGAAACAACCAGUCAACUGGUUGAACUUCCUUCUGUUUGUUGUGCCAAUGGUGGUGACCUGGUAAAGGCCUGCACUAUUGCCCAGCAGUGGAAAGUGACAGAGAGAGAAGUCAACAUCAUGGAAGAGUUAAAGCCCACAAUUUUUGUGAUGAACCAGCACAUGCUGGCUCAUCUCGGCUACAUGAUGAGAGAGAUGGGCCUGCUGCGAGCGUACAGCUGCCACCCAAUCGAACGCACCAUCGGUGAAUACAGGGCAGCAAUUGGGUCUUGGAAGGAACCAGGGAAAAAUAUGGAAAACAUCCUGUUCCAUAAGGCCGGGGUCAAACAUUGCCUUGGUGGUUGGGCCUCCCGUAGAAGAACAACGAACAGGAAAACCAGCAACUUCGAAGUUGCAAGUAAUGAUAUUGCUGGCCCCCAACUUUGGACAAACCAGACCAGAAAUUCUUUGGCUGUUGUGGCAGAUGAGUGUGGAAUGAACUACCACAAUCUAGUUAGUUCAUUAGCAUGUAUUUGGGGCCAAGACAGCGUGUUUAUGGUUGCAGAAACCACUGACAUGGUUUGCAUCACAAAGAUGUGGAAGGACGAUGUGGUAUACAGAGUCCAAUCUUCAUUUGAAGGCAGACAUGUUCAAGCCAAUGACCUUGUUGUUCUCAAACACCUGAAUGAAGACCAGGCUCUUUGCCAUUGUCAACUGUCUGUGUGGCAUCUGGCCCAACAAUGA